GUCAUAUUGCAAAAUAAUAUAAGUUGGGCGUUUCUCUUUGGUUCAUUCCCUUUCCGUAUUUGUUCAUUAAGCCAACCGAGGUAGGGCGGUUCUGAGUUUUGCGUCAUUGAUUCACCAUUCUGUUACCAAGUAAGAUCUUACUCAAGUAGUACAUACCUCCAGCUUCAGCUCGUAAACUAUAUCUCCAAGCAAUUCAAUCAUUCGCAGGAUUCGAAGAUUGAAGGAAGUAACUCAUCAAUAUAGUAGUAUCAACAACAAGAUAUCUACAAGAUGAGAUUCGAUCAGUCCUUCGGCCUCGCGGCUGCAACAUUCGGUUCGUCCCCAUAUAUUUACUGCUUUCCACUACAUCUCCACUUUCCCCGGAUUUUCACCAGGUAUUGACUUUGACCCACAAGCUCCACUCACAUCUGCACUCGCAACAUUCAGUCCUUCAUCAAAUGGACCGAGUUACAGUGUGGGAAUUCCCUCGAACUCGGCAAUAUCCACCACCUCUCAGGGAGGAAUAUACUUCUCCCUCUCUGCCCCAACUUCAUAUAGUUGGGUAGGAUUGGGAAUAGGAGAACAGAUGGCUGGUGCGAGCAUUUUUGUGAUGUAUGCGGAUGGUAAUAACAAUGUCACAAUAAGUGGAAGGGCAGGAAAGGGACACGUCCAGCCUCAGGUGGAUAAUACACUACAGGGUGGUCUCACACUUUUGGAGGGAAGUGGAAUCGUUAACGGAAAAAUGGUAGCAAAUGUUCAUUGUGAGAUCACCCUUCCCAAAACCCUAAUAGUUUGGAAAGCAGUCCAACAUGACUAACAAAAACUCAGGUACAACUUGUCGACUAUCAUCAGACCGCACUUCAACUUCGUCUCCCUGGAUUGCUGCAUGGAGCCAAGGAGCAGCGUUAAACACGAAGUCCCCCUCAGCAACGAUAAAUCAGCAUUCUGCAUAUCAGCAACUUACUCUCGACCUCACCCAAGCAACUAUGAAUACUGACAGCAAUCCUUUUGUUGGUGCUGCUGCUGCAGCUGCUUCUGGAACUUCUACCUCUGGUGAAGAUAACACCAAUAGGGGACGACCCGGCUCAGGAGGGCCUGGGUCGGAUGAUAACAGAUCAGGUGUUGUCCCAAGUCCAAAUUCUGGUGCAACCGUCGUUGGUCAGGGUGCCGCCAGAAAAGCCCAAGACCGACAAAAAGCACAUGGUAUUCUCAUGGGCGUGGCAGUGGUGAUCUUGUUUCCUCUUGGGGCAAUAUUCAUGAGAUUGGGAGUAAAUCCAUGGAUACAUGCCGGCAUUCAACUUGUCAGCUAUACUCUGAUGAUCGCUGGCAUGGCAAUUGGAAUCAUCUUUGUGAAUGAUGUUCCUUUCCUGGUAAAUAUAAUCCAUCUUUUACUUCACAAGCACAAAACUAACCAAAUCACAGACUUUCAAAGUGACCCACUUUGCAUUUGGACUUGCGAUCGUUGCUCUCCUUUUCCUCCAACCAUUCUUCGGUCUUGCGCAUCACUUCUUGUAUGUGAGACGCCAGAGUCGAACUCCCAUUUCGUAUGUACACAUUUGGUACGGUCGCGCCUUGAUGCUUCUGGCUGUUAUAAAUGGAGGUCUUGGCUUGAAACUGGCAAACAACUCAAGAGGAGGAAAGAUUGCUUAUGGUGUUGUGGCUGGUAUUAUGGGCGUUGCCUACAUCGCUGUUGUUAUUCUCAAGAGGAAAGGUAGCGCUCCCCGAAACGCCAUCAAGCACGAACGUACAAGAGAUUCAGCAAGUUAAAAAGGAAUUGAGCGGGUAAGAGGCAUUCUUCGAACCGGUGUUUGGAAACUUAUGAGGGAAAUUUUCAUUUUGGAUACCUGGCACUUGCUUCGUCGCGUCCAGGUUUGACGUGAUUUUGAAAAAUCUUUUAGCCAGCUUGUUUUGAAUAUUUUCUGUUGUUUUGUGGCACAUGAUACAAAUACAUAUUUUUUCGUGCUAUCUCUCCGU
This is a messenger RNA of Hymenoscyphus albidus, 1953 nucleotides long. The record is from the annotation of a GenBank genome assembly. NCBI's taxonomy places the organism in Eukaryota, Fungi, Ascomycota, Leotiomycetes, Helotiales, Helotiaceae.